Molecule: messenger RNA, 3069 nt
Organism: Hyla sarda
Lineage: Eukaryota; Metazoa; Chordata; Amphibia; Anura; Hylidae
Exons: 6
Coding region: 450-2756 (768 amino acids)
Source: RefSeq, a predicted model, not a curated record
GUGAGCGCUUACUACGACAUUAGGAGGAAUAAAGAGUCGUACUGUUAGCGUCUCCCUGCGUACUGUUUGAUGUACGCAGCAUUAUACGUGGGGUAACGUCUUGUUGUCCGUCAUAUAUUCUCCACUGCACGCUGCGUCCACCUGAGUGGUUCCUGAAUAUCUGUCACUGGAAGCGCGCUUAUAUUUUGCCUUCGCUAAAAUGGCGCCAGGAAGAUCCUAAGGGCGGGGCUUAGAGAGCGUCACAUCUAGUGUUUUGAAAUGUUCUAUGCAGUGAAGCGCUCAGCCUCGAUGCUAAUGACGUCACGACAUUCCUGGCGUCGUUCCUUUACCUCCUCUAGGCCUUCUCUUGACGUCAUCUCGUGAGCACGUGAUCGCCCUCGCUGCCCUCCCGCGCUCGGAGUGUUCUAGACUUCGUUACGCGGCUGAUGAGUCACUAGAGGCUGCAGGAGAUGGCGCCCCCUGCAGCUGACAUGCAAAAAAUGAACGCUGCAGCACCUCCUCCGGAAAAUGGGCAGUAUUCUACAUCCCAACAGAGACCCUUCUUUUAUGCACAGCCAACAGCACAACUACCUUUCCCAAAUCCUUGGUAUUUAAGCCAACUGUACAAUCCAUACUGCAUCCCUGGACCAAGUUACAGAGGAGGGAAUCCUUAUUUCCCCUACUACUCUGUUGCACUUCAUGAGUACCCUGGGUUUUAUGUUCCCCAGCAACAAAUGAAUGUCAGAAUGAGUAGAAGACCUCAUUUUAAUCCGCAUCCACCCUCCCCUAUGUUUUACCAUGCCACACGAUUUAGGCAUUACAGCAGUCCAGGAAGAAGAACAGAAACUAAAGAAACUCAAACAGACCCAAAACAGCCAGAAUAUGCAACCAAAAAGCACUUGGGUACAGACAGUAAAGACACUGAUGUGGUAAACUUGGUAUCCCAUUCCUCUGGUAUUAGCACAGAGAAUGAAAAUAACUUGGAGAAUGUUGAAAUGACAAUCUUGCCAGCUCCUGUAAUGCCAGAAAGGGACUUUCACAAAAAUUCUUGCAGUCAAUCACAGUACCGCAACAUGCCUCCGGGAAGUUAUGCAUAUGAGAAAGAGGAGGUAAGAAUAGAGUAUGGAAGUGGUUCCCCUGCUGCCAUACAGAUGUGGAAGUCUUAUAAAGAAACCAUUCCAAUAUAUGAUGUGGCAGUUGUUAAAGACAUACCAGAAAAUGUAGUACAGCGUGAUCUAUUUUGUGAGGGUGUACUAUAUGGCCCUCAAGCAGAAGGAGAAGAGAUUGCAGUACAGAGUGUGUCUUUCUCAAACAAAGAGGAGAAUAAGCAAUCUCCAUCUCCUAAACUCUUAAGUCUAGAUGGUGUGCAAGAAUCAGAAACUCAGACCCUUCUUACACAGUCAAGGGAGUUGAGUAAGCAAGGCAAACAGAAUAUGAAAGUAAAGACCUCUCUGGAGGUUGAACCGAAGUCCGUUUUAGUGGAACAUGUGGAAUUGGUCCAUCCGACUUAUGAUGUCCAGCAAGCUGAUGACCAAGAAGACUCAGGAGGAAAUGAUACGGACAAUGAAGAACAGUUAAUUGGUCCACAUAGAUGUCCUGAGAAACUAGUUUCAAACCAGUCUGUAUGUAAUGGUGAGGUUAAGGUAGCAAACUCCAGUGUAUGGGCUGAAGACUCACUACAGAAGUUUAUUCCUUCACCAACAUGGCUGGCUUGUUUCGAUAAUGUAGAAACAAACUAUGAUUAUGACUUGUAUAUGUCUCAGAGAAAACAAAAGCGACCAAGUAUAUUAAGCAUAACUUCCGAGGAGCUUUCAUCCAAGGAUGAAGGGUCGUCCAUGGAUAGUGCCUCAGUUUAUUUUGUCCCGGAUUAUAUGCUUAGAAAAGGUUUGUAUGCUUUCCGAAAACAUGCAGAGAGUACUGAAAGGGAGAAAAUUCAAAGCAGUGGCUCUCUAAAAGAGGAUGAUGUGCCACUGAAGCAUGCCAGCAGUCAAUAUGAGAAGAGCUAUGGCUCUUCUGGAUUAAAGGUUAGAGAUGUUUCAAGCAGACACCGCAAAAUUGGUGUGCCUGUAAGAGACUUGAGCAAAAGAAAAUUAUAUUCCGUAAAGAAGAAACCAAGGAAGAGUCAAUCCUUGUCUGAACCUGAGGAUUCUGAGGAAUAUUGGGUAUUGGAGGAGGAGAAUUUGCAUGAUAAUGACGAUGAUCAGAGUGAUGAUGAAUACUUUUUUCAUGAAAGCUUACCACACGAGCGACUGGAGCUCAGUAAAGGGAACUACUUCAAGCAGAUUGCUCAGAAAAGAAUUUUGUGGAAGCCUCCAAAAGGUGUAUUUCCAGCCCAGCUUGUUGGAUUUCCUGUCAAAGAGAAGCUAAGGGUAAAGAAAAAAGGAACAAGUGAGGCUUUGGGGCAGAUGCACCAACUAAAACAGAGUGAUUAUGUUACCUAUGAAAAACCUAAAGGAGGAUACAAAGAGGUGACUGAACAGAAGAAGCCUCUGCAAAAGCCAUUGGGUGGAAAAUCUCAAAAGAAAACCUCUGGGACAACUGUUGAAGAGUACUGGGUUGGACGAGGUGCUAAGCCAAAACUCUCAGAACCUACAUAUUAUCUGCAAGAUCCAGCCAAAGUCAAAGAGCAAGACAAGCCUCCAAAAAAGAAGGGAACGCUCAAGUCUUCUAAAAGAAAACAAAAUAGAACUGAUACAGAAGAAAUAGAAACGUGGGAGAUACCCAGAUCAUUUUUGUACAGAGGUCACAAGAUAAGGAAAAAUGGCACAAAGAAGUAGCACAACUGCUUAUUAUGUGUAUUUAAUAUAUUUAUUAAUGUAUUUGUGUGAAUGAGUUUUGCAUGAAACCUUUUUUACUCCAAUAAGGGAGUCCUACCUACUAGUCCACAAAUUGUUUUCUAACCUUAUGGUUUAUAAUGCACAGCAAAGGGGGAAAGAGCAUAGGAAUAUGAUUAAAGGGCACAGUAAAGAUAUAAAAUGUUAUGCUUAUAAUAAUAAUGUACUAAAAAGUUACACUUAUAUGAAAUUGAAAACACGUAUGUAAAUAGCACCGAAUUCACAAAUGUGAAACAGCAUUCAAUAAAAGCUAAUA